AUGCCUUUUCGCCUCUCGCGCUCCACGCGUCUGUCAGUGGUUAUUGGCAUUUCGACAUGCUUCUUCCUCGGCGAGAUCUCAGUGGGUUUCUAUACCCAUUCCCUCGCCUUGAUAGCUGAUGCUUUUCACUAUUUGAACGAUCUAGUGGGAUUUGUGAUCGCCCUGGUGGCUUUGAAGGUUUCAGAGAAGGGCCACUCUCCCCGAGAUCUAUCAUUUGGCUGGCAGCGUGCGCAGUUGCUUGGUGCUUUCUUCAACGGAGUCCUUCUAUUCGCACUGGGUCUCAGUAUCCUUCUGCAGUCCGUCGAGCGCUUUAUCUCCUUGCAGCGUAUCGAGAACCCGAAGAUGGUCUUCAUUGUGGGGUGCAUCGGUUUGUGUCUGAAUAUCAUCAGCGCGCUAUUUCUCCAUGAGCAUGGACAUGGACACGUCCACGUCUCCCCGCCAGUACUUGAAGAUAGACUGGCGCCCAUUAGUGAUUGUGAGGAGGACUCUAUAUCCAAGCAUCUUGACCAUAAACAUCCACGAUUCGAGACUGGAGUAUCCGUACACUGUCAUGAUCAUGGAGAUGGCCAAGGCCAUAGCCAUAGCCAUGGACACAACCAUGGUGACCUGGGAAUGAUGGGUGUCCUUUUGCAUGUCUUGUGCGACGCUGCCAACAACCUUGGGGUCAUUGCCGCUGCAUUGGUCAUCUGGUUGGCAAAAUAUGACGGUCGCUACUACGCAGAUCCUGGCGUGAGUAUGGGGAUUGCGAUCAUGAUCAUAAUCUCGUCUUUUCCAUUAGUCCGGACUACAGGCCUGAUCUUACUGGAAAGUGCUCCAAAUGGUGUAAACCUGGACGAUGUGCAACACGAUCUCGAGAAGGUCCCUGGCGUGCACUCGAUUCAUGAACUACACAUUUGGCGACUCAACCAGCGCAAAACCAUCGCAUCCGUCCACAUUGUGGUAUCUGACCCCUCGGUAUCUAGUUUCUUGAAGACAGCCAAGACAAUCAACGAAUGUUUCCAUGCAUAUGGUAUUCAUUCUGCAACCCUGCAACCCGAAAUUCUAUCCGAGGAUGACGCAACCUUCCUAGCCUCCGGCGAGAAAGGCCCGCGGUGCCAGGUCGUGUGUGGAACCCUCUGCGAAGCACUGACCUGUUGUGGAUGA
Molecule: messenger RNA, 1143 nt
Organism: Penicillium cataractarum
Lineage: Eukaryota; Fungi; Ascomycota; Eurotiomycetes; Eurotiales; Aspergillaceae
Product: putative di-, tri-valent inorganic cation transporter
Exons: 9
Coding region: 1-1143 (380 amino acids)
Biological process (GO): intracellular zinc ion homeostasis; zinc ion transmembrane transport
Cellular component (GO): membrane
Molecular function (GO): zinc ion transmembrane transporter activity
Source: RefSeq, a predicted model, not a curated record